UCCGCGCCGCGGCUCGAAAGAGUCUCGAGAGGUAGGAGGGGGAUUUCCAGCUCCAGCCCCCACUUCCCCUCUUGUUUUGCUUUCGCUCUGGACCAGAAACAGAACCGAACAACGCUCUCACUUUCCCCUUUUCGAGCCAAUUACAGAGUUAAAUAGUCCACCGUCACCGUGUUAUUCUGACAGAAGCUCCAAGCUGCCCAAAGUCAACAGGUAACUUCCGCAUAUAACUUUCCGCUUGCCGAAGCUCCGGAGCGGGGCGACAUGACGGCUCCUUGCUCGCCCUAGCCCACAAUGCCAGUCGAUAGAAUGAGGAUGCGGCCGUGGCUGGAGGAACAGAUCAACUCCUGUCAGAUACCAGGGCUGAAAUGGGUGAACAAGGAAAAAAGAAUCUUCCAGAUCCCGUGGAUGCAUGCUGCUCGGCAUGGCUGGGACUUGGAGAAAGAUGCUCCCCUCUUCAUGAGAUGGGCUAUACAUACAGGUAAAUACCAACCGGGAAAAGAUCGACAGGAUCCAAAGACUUGGAAGGCAAAUUUCCGCUGUGCCAUGAACAGCCUACCUGACAUUGAGGAGGUGAAAGAUAAAAGCAACAAAAAGGGUACAAAUGCCUUCAGAGUGUACAAGAUGCUGUCAUCCUCAGAAAAAAGUAUGAAGAAAGGAAAGAAGAAGCCCGACAAAGAGGCUAGACCCAAGGGAAACAAAGAGGUAGCCUCUCCAUCUUUUGGGAGGACUCCUUCUCUCCUCCAUGUCGGAGCGAUUGUGGGCAUCAAAGAGGAACCACAGGAUGAAGUGGAGAUGCCUGACACAGCCAAAGCCAUUCCUAAAUGUGUUGAAGGUCAUGUGAUUGCAAGCGAGCAGCUGCCAUUUGUCUGUCAGACCAUCGAAGUGACGACUGAGAACGAGGAGGAGACAGUUAGCUCCUCCCACUCGUACCCUCUUCAAAUCUCUCCUGUGUCUUCAUUUAGCGCCAGUGACACAGACAGCGACGUUGAUGACACCGAACAGGGUGUCGUCAGUGCAGCCUGGAGGCGGGACCACAGCAAAUCGGUUCUCAAGGUGUCGCCAUAUUCUCUUCCCGGCAUGGCCACCUUUGUUCGAGGAAGCAAGCCCUUCAGAGUCACCACCACACGAGACCCCAGCCCUCUUAUCAGUUACCACAGCGACAGCUGGACGACGCCUUACAGCCAGAACUCUCUCACGUCCUCCAUACCCAACCACACGCACGAGAUGCGGGCCAGCGUCAUCAUGAAAACAUCAGACGUCACCUCCUCUUAACGUCAGGACGAUGAGUGCAAAGUUUUUCUUACCGAGUAGUUAUUAGGGAUCAACUUGACUUAUCCGUUAAUUGACUAUCACGUUGCCUCCUUGUAUAUUUUUUGCGUCCUCAUGACAAAGAUGGUCCCUUUUGAAUUUGUCAUUGCUAAUUUGGACACCACAUGCGUGCGUUUUCUGGUGCAUUUUGGCUUACUUUGCAUUGGAGCUGGGGUAGCUACUUGGCAGUGUGUUCAAAUCAAUGUAUGAAUUAUAAUUAUAACAAUCAUUAAAUUAAGUACAUAUCAAUUUCUCAUGACAAAAACAAGUCAUGGUUAAAAGCAAACCUUUGCCAAGUACCGUAUUUCCUCAAAAAGUGGCACCUUCCCGAAUUAACCAAUCAGUCGCUAAAACAAACACCUCUGCCUUUUCCGAACAAAACGACCUCAGUUCAUAGACAGUUAUUCACACACAGACAUUAAAGAGUUAACCGCAUCAGCCCAUUUGAAAUCAUUAAUAUGAUACACGUGACAGUAAUAGCAAAAAUGAUACAAAUGUGUCUAUAAACAUUGUACAGAUGUUGCUGGUUCGAUUCCCAGCCACGGCCCAACACGCAGUCAUUGGAAAUGCAGUUGACCCAUGCAAUUCAGUUGGCGAAACAGGAAAAACUGAAAGACAAAAAAAGGCACUUAUACAGGAGUAAGUAAAUAUGGCAAACUUGCUUGACAAUCAGUGAAACAACUUUUAGCACUUUGACAAUCCCAAUAAAAAAUGACCCAUUUUGGGACCCGAUCCCAAGUUUUGGAACGGCUGUCCUACAGCAAAGUCUCUGAAGUCUCUGGCUGUAACCUAUGCACUUGCUCCAAAUUCAGUUGAAUGCGGCUGGAAGCGUUAUUUCAUACUGCUUGUUGGAAGAAAAACUAUUGACAAGUGUGAUUACAAACAAUAAUUGAGCAGCGAUAUACAGUGGAUCCCUGCACAUUCCAGAUUUAGCAUUUACCCCAUUUUGGUAAAAAAAAAAUAUAUAUAUACAAUAUAUCUGAAAAUAGACUUUUCCCACCGAAAAUCAAAUUUACCAUUAGUGGGUAAUAAUUUAUAAAUAUGUGAUAAUACAGGUAAUACAUCUACCACUUCUGAACCCGCCCCCCCACAAUUUUUAUGUUUAUGUCAUCAUGCGUCACUGAUAAUGUGUUUUCCUCAAGCCCUUGAGAUUUACCACUUUGUUCGGUGGUCCUUGAACGCACCAUAGUUGUGUGCUGUGACUCCGAUUCCAUCUGUUCAUGGAUCAUCUUACAUUAUCAUGCAUUAGCGGUGAGUAGCUAUACAGUUGAUGCUGUAAAUAAAUGUGUGACGUAUAUUUAGGGCUUAAACCUGGAUUGUGUUGUGAGUGAACAAUGGCAAUUGAAGAGAGAGGGGGUCUAAUAAGUAAAACACUUUUAAUCUCACUUUUACUCCAAAAAUUGGAGGAAAACGUCAACGUCAUGCUAGCAGGAGGGUUCGGAGGGGGGAGGGAGUGAGUCAAAAAUAAACAUUUUUAUGCGUGUAUCGAUCACUCACAGUUUUUUGCCAUUUGCUGUUGGUCUUGGAUCCUAACUCCGGUGAAAAGCAGGGAUCGAUUGUAUAUGCCUAAAACAGGUUUGGCCAGCUGCAAUCAUUCCUCCUGUUCAUACUUGCCAGUAUGCUUCAUUAACGUGACUUAUGUCAAAUGUCUGUUUUCAGUCUUUCUUUUAUAAAGCAAGUGAGCAUCUUGCAUUGCGAAUGAGCUUUGAGAAAAUCGGAAAUCCUAAAGGGGGUAUAUAGCAGACAGUUAACAGCUUGGUGAGAGUCUCACACGGUUUAUGGCUUGUUUAAUCGUCAUUUAUAAAAAUCUAUGCACAUGACUUCAGUCCUAAUCAAUUACACUGGAAGCCAAUUUGGAUGAAGACAGGUUUAAUGGCCGGUAUGAACAACAGUAACAUUCGCUUCAAGGAUUCAUGUUAACACAUGACGAUUGUUUUAAGAUACACUUGAAAAAUUGUGUUGAACUUGUUCUUCUAAUGAAGGAACAUUUUAGUUUAAGUUGAGUUUUUAUCAUUGUGUAUUGUGUGAAUGCUAAUAAGAGUUGCUGCCAAAAGAUCUUAUACUCUGCAAAAUUCAGUCAUUUGUUUCAGACACCAAAAAAUAGGAACAAACAUAAUUCUAGUUUUACAUGCAGAAAAGAUUGUGUUUACAAAAUACUCCCGAUUACAUGAAGAUUCGUGAGCGUCAAUCAAGGCAUCAGUGGGCAUCUACAUCAGGAUAAAGUACCCACAUAAUGCGAGGGCAGAUGAACCAACCGUGACCACAUUCUGUUUCUUUGUUAAUAAUGUACAUAUCUUGUUUUCUUGCAAGCCGCUUCUGCACUUUAUUGUGUGUUCACGUGUGCCUUUGAUGUUGUGUGUCUGCUCUUUAGUCUCCUGGCGACGCAUGCAGGAAAGAUGAACAUUGCAAGGAUUCAUCGCCUGCUUACUCAGGUCAUGCUGUCAUCAGCACCUUAUCCUCACAUGGAGGAUUCUCAGGGCUUCCAAACAGCUUUCAUCAGGGAAUGGGUCUUUGAGGGAGGGAGAGAGAGGUACAGGCUUUUUGGAAGGUGGAACACCACUAGACUGCUUAGUUAUCACUGUCCAUUUCAUAGUAACAGAUCCUUUCACAUGUUCAGAGAUACCACUUUUAUCCUUCAUGUUUUUGAGCGGCUUGGAUCGGGCAUGCAGCCAAUGUUGGUCAGCGUUUCCCCGCUUUCUGAGCAUUUUAGGAUGUCAAAUUUCACUUCACUUUCACUUUCCUUUUCUUUGAUGCAUUUACAUCAAAAUAGUAUGUCUCAUGCUUGGGAGACAUGAAUCGAAACAAGCUAACUGAAAAGAAUAAAUGUCACAUUGUCCUUCCUCAGUGUAGCGACACAGCGCAUGAUGAUGUAUUCUUCCGCCUACACAUUCUUUCGUCACACGCACAUAACUGGUUGUCUUGCUCUUUUUGUGCAGUACAGUAAGCCCUCAUUUAUUGCGGUUAAUCAAUUCCAUUCCAGACUCGACAGUUAUAAAUUAAUUCCCGCAUUUUCCGUAUUUUCUGAAUUAGGGCAUAGAAAACCUGGGUAAUACCUUCUUAAUACAGUUUUUAACAUUAUUAGAGCCGUCUCGACAUGAAAUAACACACCUAUAUUUACGUUUCAGUCGUAUCAUCCAAUAUAGUAGACAUAAUAAGAGAAAAUAAGACAUGAUAUAGGCUCACACAUGUUGGCGCAGGGGGAGUUCCCUGUUGUUACUUUUACUUUUUGUUCUUUACUGUACUUCCUGUGGUGGCUAUUGUUUGAUCAAUGUAACAUUACUGACACCUAGUGACCAGUGUAGAAUACUACAUAUCAUAACGUCUUUGAAUGUGUGGUAUGAAUGCCUUUUGUAUAUUUGCAAUUUUAGUUAAUUUUCUGCCAUUUUUAUGCUUGUGAAUGCUUAAUUUUGGCAAAGAAAUGCAUACAACCGCGAGGGAUUACUCUAUUUAAUAAAUUAUGGAAGUGCCGAAAUGCCGUAACACGAAACACAGCAACUCGAAAUACCAUAACAUGACACGCUGUAACACGAAAUGUUGUAAAAGGAGGACCACCUAUACAUGACAUGAUUGUCUUUUAUAGGCUGUUGAAGAAUAUUCCACCUGUUUGCCUCAAACGGCAAACAACUGCUUUCAGAGUGCGUCAAUUACCCACAAGCGCCGUCUUCUCACUUCUGUAUCGUUUGUCCGAAUGUGAGCAGAGCGUCUAGCCUGAAAUGCCCCACAAUUCAUUCUUACUUCUGUCAGCAGUCACAUGAUCGCUAAACAGCAGCGAGACAGUUCCUUUGGCAUGCAUUCCUUUCCCUUACUUUUCACUUUCCAUCACUCAUGCAUGUGGAUGGGUGUCAUGUGACCAAAGAGUCUGAUUCCAGAACAUGGAAGGCUUUUGCCCAAGUUUUCUGUAAGCCCUCCAUAUUGAUUGUAGAUAAUGACGUUCCCACCUUCUCCACAAUACCCUUGACUUUUUUCUUCACUACAGAAGCUACUCGUACUUCAGAAUUUGGAAUACUUAGCCCACUUUUCUCACAUUUAGCUUGUUUUCUUCACAUUUGAGGUACAGUAGAUCAUGACUCUAAAUGCUAAAUCUAAACCUGAAUGUCUUGCCAAGUGUAAAGCUCAGUGCAGUAAUCCCUCGCCACGUUGUGCUUCAAAUUUCAUGGCUUCACUCCAUCACAGUUUUUCAAAAAUACACGAAUAAGUCAUUGCUGUUUUGUGGUUGAAUACAACAUAGCAUUGGGCAUAAAAUAUGCACGUUUAAGCAGUUUUUGCCUAAAUUAACCAUUUACAAGCAGAAAAUGCCUAAAUGAAGUAAAAUGCAAAUACUGUAUAAGGCAUUCAGAAAACUCAUUCAAAGAUGCUGCGAUGACAUGUAGUAUUCUACACUGGUCACUAGGUGUCAGUAAUGUUACUGUAAUGUUCGGUGAGACACACAAGCACCAGACUUGAUUGGCAGAACAACAGGCUUUUAAAUGCAUUAUUAUAGCCCUAACACGGGCUAUUGUUGGGGUAAACCAUCAGUCUUAUUUAUGUUGUAUAUGUCUUAUUUUCUCUGAUUAUGUCUACUAUUUUGUGUAAUCAUGUAAAUGUGACUAUAGGGAUGUUAUUUCAUGUCUAGAGGGCUUUUAUAAUGUUAAAAAAGUUAUUUAGAAGGUUGUACACUUUUUUCCCCAUGCUCUAACUAUGACAAUAUUCCAUUUAUAACUAAGGAAUCCCACUUUUUGGAAAUCCAAUUAUCACAGUCGGGUCUGGGACCAAUUAACCAUGAUCAACAAGGGAUCGUUUGAAAGCUAAGACUUUAGUACAGUAUUUAUAAGGCUUGCUCUUUUGAUUUGAUCUUUUGCUGUGUUUAAUAUAAGAAGGUGUCAGCUGAGAAAGCAGCCGGGAGGCUAAAGCACACUUCUGCAGCCCCUUAAGCAUUUAGUUAAUAUGUUAUGAUUUGAACCUACAAGUAAUUUACACUGGAUGCACAUACAGUAAUUAUCACCAUUACUCUAUUGAACUUUCUCCUAGAGUCAACUGGGUUUGAGAUUCCAGACUUGCAUUUACCAAAAAAAAACCUCUUCCAUGUACUUUCUUUAUUGCUCUUUUUAAUACUCUUCCUUGUGGUUUUUGUAUAACUGUGAUAAGGACGUCCAUUGGCUGGUAAUGUGCUCAAGAGUACUGAAUUUGAAGUAUUGAUUAAAGAUAUCUAUUUUUUAGCUUGGUCCUAAAGGGGUGUGUGUACUGUAAUGUCCUUCUGCAUUCGACUUAGGCUGUGUGUCAAUCUGAAUACUUACCGUCGGUACACUUCCAUAAGUCAUCCUAUCAUUUGCGUAAUGGUCUGUGUGGGAGAGAAAAAGCCAGUAAAAACCAUGAAAAGCAAAAGUUUCGAAAUACAAACUUUCUUCUGUGACUACUUUUUGUGUUUGUUUUUUUUUUUUAUGUCAGAAGCAAGACG
Dunckerocampus dactyliophorus (ringed pipefish) is the source of this 6742-nucleotide messenger RNA. It is a transcript of the gene irf2b, whose product is annotated as interferon regulatory factor 2b. Gene Ontology annotation, molecular function: DNA-binding transcription factor activity, RNA polymerase II-specific; RNA polymerase II cis-regulatory region sequence-specific DNA binding. The record is from RefSeq and is a predicted model, not a curated record. Lineage: Eukaryota; Metazoa; Chordata; Actinopteri; Syngnathiformes; Syngnathidae. The transcript has 9 exons. The coding region runs from base 292 to 1272 and encodes 326 amino acids. Gene Ontology annotation, biological process: regulation of transcription by RNA polymerase II; immune system process. Gene Ontology annotation, cellular component: nucleus.